Colossoma macropomum (tambaqui) is the source of this 2577-nucleotide messenger RNA. RefSeq names its product retinol dehydrogenase 13 (gene crdhl). Bases 651 to 1637 code for a protein of 328 amino acids. The transcript is spliced from 7 exons. The record is from RefSeq and is a predicted model, not a curated record. NCBI's taxonomy places the organism in Eukaryota, Metazoa, Chordata, Actinopteri, Characiformes, Serrasalmidae.
UGGACGCGCCUUAAAGCAGCUGAAUUCACUAACAAUGAGGGGAGUCCACAAACAUUUGGACAGAUAGCCUAUAGUGUAUGAGAGAUCUGGAGAUUGUAGGUCGCUGUUUUAGUACAUUAAGCCACGCUAAGCUUUUAUUUCACGUUAAGCGUUUUAUAAAGCCCCCGAUAGCCUAUACAUAAUCCGUUAGUGUUCUAUAGCACGAUGAUUGGAUUUAUAGCCGAGCUUGGAUCAGUCAAAUCUCCUUUUGCCCGGUCAGUAUGGUGCUCUACGGACCGUGGGCCCGGUCGUGUUCUCUCAUUAAGCGGAACAGUAGAUGGAUAUCUACUCAGAGGCGACACAGUCUGUUUUAGUCAGUGUUUUUAUCUCCUUCCAAUUCGAUCCGCCUGACAUGUAAUUCUGGGCACAUAAUCAGCCAGUAGGCGAAGCUUAUAGGGCACUAAGCUGCGGCAUGUCCCCAUUCGCCCGCAAACGGAGAGAGAGAGAGAGAUAGAUAAAGAGAGAGAGAGAGAGAGAGAGAGAGAGAGAGAGAGAGAGAGAGAGAGAGAGUGUCUGACUCGAAGGCGACACACAGUGAAGUGUCCUCAGGAGGGAACACCGGCGGAUUUUCUUCCUGGACUCUCCACAGACAGACGGGCAGCUCCGCUGAGAUGUGGGAUCAGGUUGUGUCGUCUCCCUAUGUGAAGUAUGGCGCAGUCCUCUCGCUGACAGCAGGCUGCCUUAUUUUGGUGCGGAAAUGGAUAGCUGGCGGUACGUGCAAAAGUAAAGCUCGCCUUGAUGGAAAGACAGUGUUGAUUACCGGAGCCAACACUGGCAUCGGAAAGGAAACAGCACGGGAUCUGGCUCGCAGAGGGGCUCGGGUGGUGAUGGCCUGUCGGGACCUGACAAGGGCUGAGAAGGCUGCGGAGGAGAUUCAGCGAACCACAGGAAACGGGAAUGUGGUCAUCCGACACCUGAACCUGGCCUCUCUUUAUUCUGUUCGUGAGUUUGCCAAAGACUUCUUAGCCACAGAAGAACGACUUGACAUCCUUAUCAACAAUGCAGGUGUUAUGAUGUGUCCUAAGUGGAUCACAGAGGAUGGCUACGAGACACAGCUGGCAGUCAAUCAUUUGGGCCACUUUCUGCUCACCAAUCUCCUGUUGGAUUUGCUUAAGAGCUCCACCCCCAGUCGUGUGGUGACUGUGUCCAGCAUUGCACAUGUUGGCGGAAAGAUUGAAUUUGAUGAUCUGUUUUUUGACAAGAGGCCAUACAACUCUCUGGUCAGCUACAAACAGAGCAAGCUGGCUAAUGUGCUGUUCUCCAGGGAACUUGGUCGUCGGAUGAGAGGUACUGGGGUGACGUCUUAUAGCCUGCACCCUGGAGUGAUCCGCACAGAGCUGGGCCGCCAUGUGGAGUCUUGGCACCCGCUGCUGAAGACUGUACUCUCUCUCCCUUGCAUCCUGCUAAUGAAAACACCCUGGCAGGGUGCACAGACAUCCAUCUACUGCGCUGUGACUGAGGGCCUAGAGAGCAAAUCUGGCUGCUACUUCAGUGACUGUGUUGAGAGGGAGCCGGCUCCAGAGAGUAAAGACGAUGAAGUGGCCCGGAGACUGUGGGAGGAGAGUGCUCGGCUGGUGGGUUUGACUAAAGAACGGUAGUCUCUGCAUCGGCAGCCUUGUGCUCCACAAAGAUGGAUGGAUCUGAUGCGCUUUCACUAUGGAAUGGAAUCUGAUGGGUACCACCGUCGCACAUUAGUAUCCAGAAACCUAACAGCAGUUAAACUGCCUCGUGUUUAGUGACGAGCAGUUUUAUUUGUCCCCUAAAUCCCCUGUACCUAACAGGGCUGUUUGCUACAUUUAAGACACUUUCACUCAAUGAGGCCAAGUUAGCUACAUUCUGACUAAAUGGAUGUUGGAGGUGUUUUUGAUCUUCCACUGCUGAGGUAUGUCAUUUGCUUUUGGCUGCGUCAGUGAAAGUGACAGGGCUUGUAUUUAAAAUAGCUGCGUUGCUACCUAAAAAGGCCAAACUGACCAUGUUUCAGCUGCAAUCCAAGUGCAGCUUAAAGAGUGAUGCAUUCCUUUAUCACCCCUGCUGUGUGUCACACUCUUAACGCUUCUCCUCGUGGUUAUGGCUGCAGCAAACAUGCUUCCAAGCGUUGGCGUGAGAGAUCCGAAAAUAGGAGGACAACUCAAGUCACAGAAGUACUUGCGUCACCAGGGAAACUAGCAUGAUGCCCAUUUAUUCACGAAAAUGUACUAAUCUCAGGAAUUAAUGUUAUCCUUGACCAACUUGAUAUCUGAGCUUUUAAAAAAAGGGCUGUUUUGCACUCUGUUGGUUAAAGAAGAAAAGGUUAUUACUGAAAUCGGAGGCUGUCUACUUACUGCACUGUAUGUUUAUCUGCAAUAUGGCAUCUCACUUUUUUUACAUGUUCAUGAGCUGCUGUGCACAGUCCACACAGUUACAUGUGUAGCCAUCACUGCUUUCUCAGAUGAGUGCUUUAAAACCCAUCUGAACUCAUAUAAUGGAUAUUAGCGGCGGAGGAAGAAGAAACUUUAUGUAAUAACAUUGUGAUAACAUUGUAAUUACUCUAUUAAACAU